GCAUGUGAUUGUUUUUCAUUGCGUUCACGCUUGUAUGUGUGCUGCAUGGUUUACCAUCCGGGCUUCGAGCUCAUACUGAAACUGGUGGCGGUCAGGUGCAACUAGAGGUUCAGGGUGUUGUUGCCUGGUUGUUUUUGGACUUUUGUUGCUUGUAAUAAUUGUGCAACACCACCAAGAAGGGCAGGACGCGAGGUGGCGAGCACAUGUUCCUACGUCACAGACAACACCCCCGGCCGGCCCACUGACGUAAACCGACCAGCUCUUCAGGUCACCCUGCAGCUCGGCCCACUCCACCGCUGACAGCUCCGCUAGGCUGGUAGAGCUACACUUGGAUGCACGGCAGCACACUGGGAUCAUAAAAAACGGCGCUCUGUUCUUUCUUUCCAUUUUAACAGAGGUGCAAUACGAAUAUGGUGGCUGUUUGAAAAAAAAAAAAAGAGAGAGAGAGAAGGAUGGCACAGAAAGACACGCUACUGCAUCUGUUCGCUGGGGGAUGUAGUGGUACGAUGGGAGCCAUCGUGACCUGCCCCCUGGAGGUGUUGAAGACACGGUUGCAGUCCUCCGGCGUCACGCUAAGACCCGUCUUCCAGGUCCAGCUCGGCGCCCUAAGUGGCACCGGGGUUAUCCGACCGGGGACUGUUACACCUGGGCUGCUGCAGGUCCUACGAUCAAUCCUUGAAAAAGAGGGACCAAGAUCACUUUUCCGUGGCCUGGGGCCAAACCUCGUUGGCGUCGCCCCCUCAAGAGCCAUUUACUUUGCUGCAUACUCGAAAUCCAAAGAGAUGUUCAAUGGGCUGUUUGUCCCUAACAGUGGUCUGGUGCACAUGUCCUCUGCUGGUGUUGCAGCUUUUGUUACCAACUCUCUGAUGAACCCCAUCUGGAUGGUGAAGACCAGGAUGCAGCUGGAGAAAAAAGCCCGAGGAGAGAAGAAGAUGAAUGCACUGCAGUGUGCUCGCUAUGUUUACAGAAUGGAAGGGGUUCGAGGCUUCUACAGAGGCCUGACUGCAUCUUAUGCUGGGAUCUCAGAGACCAUGAUCUGCUUCCUCAUCUACGAGACACUGAAGAAAAACCUCGCCAAGAGCCAGUUCAACUCCCUGAAUGGUGAAAAUGAGAAAAGACCUUCGGACUUCCUCAGUCUGAUGUUGGCAGCUGCUGUUUCAAAGGGCUGUGCGUCCUGCAUAGCCUACCCACACGAGGUCAUUCGGACGAGGCUGCGUGAGGAGGGCAGCAAGUACAAGUAUUUCUUCCAGACAGGGAGGUUAAUAGCAGUGGAGGAAGGCUAUGCAGCUUUUUAUAGAGGACUCGUUCCACAGCUAAUUAGACAAAUCCCUAACACAGCCAUCGUCCUCUCCACAUAUGAACUCAUUGUCCACCUGCUGGGAGACUCCAAGUAAAGAAAUGCUUCAAAGUCAGGAUUUUCCUGACAAACGAUGGACACCACAGAAAACCCAAGACACACUGGGCAACAGACUUUUGAAAAUGUAGCACAUACAUUCACUUAAUGUGGUGCAACAGAGACUGUACCGUGGAACUGAAGCAGGUUUUACUGUUAUCCAAAGAGCUAAAUGCAUUAUUUUAUUUAAAGCUUGUCGUUAGGAGUUUAUCACAAUAACUCAAGCAGUGGUACUUUUAUUAAACUCCAAAAUCUGUGAAAAAGGUCAUCUUCUUGGAGGAUUUGUGUAAUAAUUUAUUUUCUGUUUUGUUAUUUUAUGACAGUGUUUGUUUUCUUUUAUCAGUGGUAAGUGUACCAACACACACAGAUGACUGCAGGUUGCCUCAUUUAGAUAAUGAUGGGUUAGUGCUGUUCCUUGCAAUGUAAUGACCACACAGAUCAUUUUGAGAUUUCUGUUUCACAAUGUGCUGGUAUUGAAGAUUUGAAUUACAGAGAGGUUUAUCAUAUUUUCAUUAAUAUAUAUGAUUACAGGCUUAUCUGUUUGUUUGUUUCCUUUGUGAAAAAGAAUGUCACCUUUUACAAUAUAAUGAGAACUCAGAUGCUUAUUUGA
Acanthopagrus latus (yellowfin seabream) is the source of this 2003-nucleotide messenger RNA. RefSeq names its product solute carrier family 25 member 33. Lineage: Eukaryota; Metazoa; Chordata; Actinopteri; Spariformes; Sparidae. Gene Ontology annotation, biological process: pyrimidine nucleotide import into mitochondrion. The transcript is spliced from 7 exons. Gene Ontology annotation, molecular function: pyrimidine nucleotide transmembrane transporter activity. Gene Ontology annotation, cellular component: mitochondrion. The coding region runs from base 453 to 1394 and encodes 313 amino acids. The record is from RefSeq and is a predicted model, not a curated record.